CGACAUCUUCAGCUUCAGCCCAGACGUUCCCAACUGGUGUCAGUCGGAGUCCUCAAACGCCGAAGGCGCUUCCUUCGAAGUCCUCAAAAGCCAAAGGCUUCAGCUUCUCGUGCCAGAGAAACCUCUCCCGCCGCGUCGCACGGCUUGCCUGCCUGCGGAGGAUUUGCUUAUCGACGCCGACGAGCGAUUUAGGAGCCCGUGUCAGGGUGCGACUGGGGAGCAACUGCUUCAAAACGUCCUGGAGGCUUUGGAAAGGAAGCUGCCAGCUUGUGUGUCUUGCGGACAGAGCUCCCAGCAAAGAUACCGCGUCCUGGUCCUUAGGGUUCGAGAACUGGCAUCUACUUCUCCGAGCCUCUGAGACAAUGCAAACCAGAAAUCGAUGCUGUCCCUCUUUGGAGAGGGAAGAUUUCUGCACAAACAGGAGUUCCUUGGGAUCACCAUGCGUCCAAAAUGCUCGGUGCUGUCCACACCACUAUCUAUGGAUGCUGAGCCCGCAGGUCCUCGCUCGCAGACCCAGCUACCGUGUCCUCUAAACAACCCGCGGGAGAUGCUGGCACCUCCAGAGGGUGGCCCGAUGUCACCAGGUCAGACCUCUGUUUCUAUUCCUCCUCUGGAGGAUCCUGUUCCUCCAAUGACUAUAUAGGGAUCCACCGGCCCCCCUUCCACCUCGGCAUUUAAACCGGCUAAAAUUAGGCGGUGGGAAGGUCCCUUCCCCGCUGCCAGCACAGCUGUCAUGCCCAUGACAGCUCUUCCAGCUCGGUGCAGACACUCAAAGCCUCCGGCGAGUCUGGGUACCUGCUUCCCAGGGCACUGCGGUCCCAGGACCUGCCAAAAUCUCUAGCACGGAUAGCCCCCACGUACACAACCAUCGCAGCCCGCGUGCCCCGGGAGCAAAACAACCCCAGCUAGGCCAACUUCAGCAUUACAGAAAAUCAACUCUGCAGGUCUUGGUUGACAAAGCUCUUGGAGGUGGUUCCAGUUAGGAAGCAAACGUGAUGAUGGAGUCAGGGAAAAGGAAUGCAGAUCUUGAAGAAUGGGAUGCAAAAAUCAGGAAGUUAACAGAAGAGUUUGAAGAAAGCGACACAGAACUUGAGGAAUGUGACACAGAAAAUGGUAAGUGUGAACUUACAGCAGAAAUUGACAGUCUGACUGCGGAGCUUGAGGAACGUGAUAGAAAAAUCAGCAAGCUCACAUCAGACCUGGGCGAAUGUGAUGCAAAAAUCAAGGAACGUGAUAGAAAAAUUACCAAGCUCGCAGCAGAAAUACGCAGACUCACCGCACUGCUUGGGGACCGAGACUCGAGGCUUCGGAAACUCACUGCAGAACUUGCAAAAUGUGAUGCAACGAUUAGGAUAUUUACGGUGGAGCUUGGAGAGCGGCACACAAAAAUAGGUGAACUUACUGCAGACGUCGGACACUGCAAUAGAAAACUUCGACAACAUGCAGCAGAACUUGAGGAACGGGACGAGAAAAUCAGGGAAAAUGAAGUGGAGAUAAGGCGCCUUACUGAGCUGCUGGAGGACCGGGAUUCGGAAGUCCGAAAACAGGAUGCUGUCAUUAGAAAAUUAACGGAAGAGCUUGAGGAAUUAAAGGAUCGGAAAGCUGAUGAGUCUUCUGAGGAGCUUGAGGAGAGUGAUACAGAAAGGGACAAACUCACCGAAGAACUUGAUGAAGUCACGGAAGAACUUGGGGAACGUGAUAAAAAAAUAGAGGAAAUCACUGAAGAGCUUGCUGAACGGACUGCACGGAUCAAUGAACUCACUACAGAGCUGGGAGAACGUGAUACCAAAAUUGACGAACUGUCUGCAGAAAUCGAAAAAUGUGAUAGAAAAAUUGAUGAACUCACUGCAGAGCUUGAGGAAUACAAAGCAAAAAUGCGAAAAUGCAUUGCAGAGCACAGUAAGUGCAUUUUUCUCCCUUCUACAAAUACCCCUUUUGCUUUUGGAUUUAAGUUUACAAUGCCAUUAAUAACUUAUUUUUUAUUGUGCCUUUUUAGGGAAGGAGGAAGGAAAAAUGGGUAAGUAAUUUAGAGAAAGAGGAAAAAAAAAAAUGGGUAAGUGAUUUGGUACUCUGGCUUGCUGACUGGUGUCACGUAUAUGUGUAGGGAAAGCUGCACAUCAAGUUAUCGAGCCUUGAACUACAGA
Messenger RNA from Harpia harpyja (harpy eagle), 2144 nucleotides. RefSeq names its product putative leucine-rich repeat-containing protein DDB_G0290503. The record is from RefSeq and is a predicted model, not a curated record. Bases 996 to 2021 code for a protein of 341 amino acids. Gene Ontology annotation, molecular function: phosphatidylinositol binding; ubiquitin binding. The transcript is spliced from 46 exons. NCBI's taxonomy places the organism in Eukaryota, Metazoa, Chordata, Aves, Accipitriformes, Accipitridae.